Molecule: messenger RNA, 2304 nt
Organism: Effrenium voratum
Lineage: Eukaryota; Dinophyceae; Suessiales; Symbiodiniaceae
Source: the annotation of a GenBank genome assembly
AUGCCGCUGCGCACCGCUCUCACGGAAAUGCUGGGCAUUGAGCACCCAAUCAUCCAAGGAGGCAUGCAGUACGUUGGCUAUGCCGAGAUGGCCUCCGCUGUCUCCAAUGCUGGUGGCCUGGGCAUCUUGACGGGCCUCACCCAGCCAGACCCCGAAGCAUUGCGAGCAGCCGCUGAGAUACGGCGGUGCCGAACUAUGACGGACAGUAGCUGCAGAGCGGUGAUCGUUUUUCGACGAAGCCCCACUUGCAGAAGCAGCCACAAGAUGUUGCAGCGGUACAUUGUUGAGGGCCAGGAUUAUGACGGUUACGCGCGGGUUCUGGCGGAAGAGAAGGCUGGCCUCAAGGUGUUGCACAAGUCCGCAACCAUGCGCCAUGCUCUGAAGGCCCAAGAGGCGGGGGUCGACCUCAUUGAGAUCGUGGGCUAUGAAGGUUCCAUUGCCGGCGGUCAGAAGGGAGACGAGGUGGGUGCCUGGGUUCUGCUGGCCAAGGUGGGAGGGAUUUCAAGCCGCGUCUGCCAGCGGCCCAUGUCUUCCGGCCGGGUCGGGGCUCGCGUCCGCCGCGUCCGCGAGUUCUCGGACACGCCCUUGGAGGCCACCAGCACCCUGAAAGUGCCGGUCAUCGCUGCGGGCGCCGCAGGCUUUCCUCCACGUGAGCCGAUUCAUCCGUUUAUUUUUGGGGCGGAGGCACGGGGCGCCAGCUCGCAGCAGCCUUGGCCAUGGGCGCAGGGUGCCCGAGAUUUCGAGGGGGAGGCACAUGGCAUCACCAUGGCGACCCGGUUCCUGUGCACUGUCGAGGCAGGGCCCUGCCCAAAAGACACAUGUGGGGCUCAGAGGAUGCCAUGUUUGCUCUCCAGGCAGACGACCAUUGUGCUGGGCAGCUUGAGCAAUGCCACCCGGGUCUUCAAGAACGAGGUCGCCCAGCAGAUCCGGGACAUCGAGGGUAAAGGAGAUGUGGACUUCAGCCAAGUGAUGCCUUUAGCCUCGGGUCAGCGGACGAAGAAGAUGCCGCUCGGCCAGUUCAUUGCCGUGGCUUGCUUUGUCAGAGAGCUGGGCCACUCCAACAACAUGUGGCAGCAGUCUGGGGACACCUCCGACGCCAUGUGGAGCUGCGGCCAGAGCUUGGGCCUGAUCAGCCGGGCGCCCAGUGACAUCCCCACCUGCCAGGAACUCGUGAGGCGCAUCGUCCAGGAGGCGGAGGAACGUUUGCAGAGCAGCGCGCGGAUGAUGUCCAAGCUCUGGUUGCUCGAGCAAUCGCAGCUGCAGCUGGGAUUCUCAGGCGAUGCCAGCGGAGCCCUCGAAAGCGCGGUCAAGGCGAAAGCUGCCGUCAAAGCCAAGAAGGAGCCACUGCGGUCCAGGAUCUGCAGGUGCCUGCGAGCUUGCUGCCGGAGGUUCACCCGCUGCCCCAAGUGCAGAUGCUGCGUGAAGCUAUUUCCGUGCUUCUACUGCUGCGCGCCGGACCACAUGCUCGACAGGGACUUCCUGAUCGAGCAGCUCACCACUGCAAGCGGCGGGAAGGCCCCAAGCCAGAACUUGGUGGAGGAGACCAUGGCAGCAGAUGGGGACCGGAUGGCCGCCCACAAGCAGAAGUGGCCACCUGCUUGGCACAUCCAGAUCCGCUCAAGAAAGGGCAACGCCUGUGUGUCAGAUCGCCUGGCAGAUUCUGCAGGUCUGCAGUUGCUGCUGCUGUUGCUCCUGGCUUGGUGCGCUUGGGCCACAGUGAUCAUAGGAGGGGCCACUGGGCGCGUUUGCUUUCCCGGCCAGCUCUUCGCCAUCUCUCCAUGGCAGCAGCUUUGUGACGACUGUGGCUGGAGCAAGCGGGCAACGGCCAUGGAUGAUGGCCUCGCCCAUCCAAGAGCCUCGGAAAAUUGGGACGCCGCGGUGAAAGAAAGGAUGGCUCCACGACCCAAAGCUACCGGCAGAACUGCACCAGAAGCUGCUAGCCGCUCUUCAAGCGCCGUGCGAGGAGCCGCCGCCUCGCACCUUGGCACUAGUCCGGUGGAUGGGCCGUGGGGCAAGAUGGCAAGGUUGACGGUUUGGUGUUGGAGUUUGCUCAGGGGCUUGACCAAAUCCAAGCUGCAAAUUGCGGGGAGCGUGGUCAUCCUGCCAUCCUGCCUCUUCCAUAUCGGCAACACCCAGCGCGAGCAGGAUUUGCUGAACCUGCCCCCGCCGUCCUGCUCCUCGAAUCCCGGCUCCGCGAACCUCUUCCAGCUGAGAACGAAGGGUGCUGUCGGGGGCGCGUUGGCGCGCACGGCCAAUCAGCCGGUGCCAAGGGCCAACCAGCCUGCGGUGGAGGGGCCAAAGUGA